Messenger RNA from Neocloeon triangulifer, 2223 nucleotides. RefSeq lists its product as uncharacterized. NCBI's taxonomy places the organism in Eukaryota, Metazoa, Arthropoda, Insecta, Ephemeroptera, Baetidae. The record is from RefSeq and is a predicted model, not a curated record. The coding region runs from base 60 to 689 and encodes 209 amino acids. The transcript has 3 exons.
CCCUCGUUGCUAUACCUGCAGUGUUGGUGCCCGAGUGGCACUUUUUCAAAAUUACCAACAUGCACCAGGCAGUGACCUUUUUGUGGAUCUGUGGCCUCUACCUUGGCCUGAGCUACGUGAUGGCGCUGAUUGUGGCCGCCUACGACCCCAGACGGCCGCCUGCCAUCACCGAGGCCAAAUUGGUCUCCAGAGAGGAAAGGGAUGUGCACGCCCAAACCAAGAAAUGGUGCUUGGGCCUGAAGGACUCUGAGGCCCAGCAGCCUUCGGUGGUUGUCAGUCCCUUAGCCGAGCCGUGGCUGCAACAAGCCUUGCAGCACGCCACUGGUGAAAAAGUGGCGGCCACCGCACAGGCCAAGUACUUCAACAGGUUUGGCAAAACCGUUUUAGUUUUGGACCCGCCCAAACCAGAACAAGUCGACGAGUGGAAUCGACUUUUCAUGACUUGGGUCCUCAACUUCAAAGGCCCAAGAGUGGUUGUUUUUGAAUCUGAACUGGUCGCCGACCCAGAAGGUGAACUGACCCGUGUGCUUAAAUUCCUUGGCCGAAAGACGGACGGGGUUGGAUGCGCCCUGGAAAGGGCCCCUCCAUUGGGGUCAAGCAACUCAAAGGUCAAUCUGGAGUCCAGCGAGGUCAGACAGAAUUGGGACAUGGUCUUGACGGCACUCAACGAGACCACCUCCCAGUUGUGAAAAAGAAGAAAAAAACGAAUUUUUUUAAUUUGUGUGUUGCGCUGUUUUAGCAAAAUUUUGUUGUUUGUGGUACUUUUUUCUAGAGACAUUCCCACCGAGGACAAAAACCUGUGAUUUUCCUUAUUUUGUCAUGAUUUGGAGAUAAAACUAAUAAUUAUCAAAUUAAUUUUUUUUAAUUUAUAAUUUUUUUAUUAAGUGUGACGCAAUUUUGCAAAUUUUUAAGUCACAGUGUUGAUGGCAACAGCAUCGCAGUGAAAUCGCAAGCGAUGAUUCAAUAAUCACACCGUUACAUAAUUAUUUCCACUUUCUUUCCUCUUCCAAUUCUGCGCGCCGCGAUCACUCGUUUUUCAUACGCGAUUGGCCAAUCAGCGAAUGGCUUUUUAUUACACUUUAUCUGCUGCUUGCACAGCUUGUGGUGAAUAUACGAUUAUCUCUUUCUCUGUCGACUUAUGUGCCUCUUUGUUGAGCCGACAUAAAUUAAUAAUUAUAAUUUAUACGGAGUACGAUUUGUAGUGGCUGUUCCACUGACUGACCCCGCGCCUUGCCUUAUGCAAAUGACGCUCACACUCCAAGGGCACUAAGAAACUAAGUGGAAGUUCACUUUUCAAUUUUAAAAUCAAUUAGUUGCUCAAAGAUCAAAUAGGUGAUUUAUUUUUAUAAAAAAGAUUGGUUUCAAACGUGUAAAAAAGUUUAAAUUUAGUGAAAAAAAUUUAAUGAGAGGAUCAUAAAGAUGGGUCAAACAAAAAAUUAAAAUCUUUAUGAAUAAUUUUUAAUGUUUUGUAUUAUUUUAGAACAAAAUGUCCUAUGCAAAGACACCAUCACUCAUAAUUAUAUUUGUAAAUUUUCUAAACGUGGAAUCAAGUUUGUCCGAAUUGCAACUUCUGAGAUUUCAAGAAAAGACAAAAUAUUAUAAUGGCGCGUCGAAACAAACAGCGCUUAUCAAAUUCGCCAACUAACGAAACUCACUCUCGCUCAGGUAUGUGUUUUACUUCUUCCAAAUUGAAAGCGCCAGGUCGGCAAAAGAAACGUUUGUCAGCGAGUUUGGCGUCUGCUGGCGAAAUUCCGCCGCAAAGCAAAGCAAAGUACGAUCGAUUGCUCUGCGGUGCCGAAAGCCAAGCUAGCGCCCAAAUGAAUAAGUAACCCACUCAUUUAUCCACUUUUCAUUUUAUUUCUGGGCAUCACACGCUGCGAGCAAAGUGCGUCGUUUUUUGCCCAAUGUAUAACUGGCCGACGCCGCCGCCGCCGCGAGUAGUACAUAGUAAUAAACACAUAAGCCCCAACGAGCGAGAGAUCGCAAAAAAUCAAGGACACGCAGCAGCACCAGCAGCUCCACAUUUUUAAGAAGCCUCAUAGGCGCGUUCUAACGUGUGUGUUUGCUUUCUAUGUUCGGAUUCAGACGUUGUGCAUGUUUGUAAUUUUAUCGUUGCGAGUUUUCAGGUUUUUCCACAUCAAUGCUCGACCGGCGUGUGCCAUUAAAAAAAUAAAAUGUGAUGCAAAAAAUGAAAAAAAUUGAAUGAUUUUCUGCAUUCUGUAC